AUGAUGAAAUUCUCCGUGCUCUUCGCUUUCGCUCUUCCCGGCGUUUAUUGUUCCGAUGAUUUGGACGACGCGUCUGCCGGGGUCGAGGUCGAUGUAAAUUAUGAAAUCUAUGCAGACGUUGACGAGGAUCUUUCCGUGGAAUGUGAGGAGCACGAGGAAUACAGCGAGUGUUCCGGGGGGACGUGCCAGAAAACUUGCGAGAAUCUGGACCAGUGGGAAACGAUGACUUGCGCCAGGACGAGUUGCAUUCACGGUUGCAUCUGCGAGGACGGCUACGUGAGGGAUGAAAACAGGGGCGUCUGCGUCGAGGAAAACAGCUGUCCCCGAGUGAAACAAUAAUUUGAAGCGCGAAGAAUCAGAAUCCGGAUGAUUUAUAAAAAACGCAUCACUUUCUUUUUAUUUUUUAAGUUAUGCGCAGCAUCGAGUUUUAUCGAUGUGUAUAGAGCGUAAAAAAUAUAGCUUUUCAUGUAUUAUGCGUAAUUAUAAUUAAACAUAAUUAAUUGCGAAUACAUCUCGUGUCAACGUCUCGAAAUAAAAACGAUUAUAGCAAAAGGAAUGCCGCGAUAUAAUUUAAAUUGGAUAAAUUAUGCAUUCCUCAAACGUGUUUGCGUACAUUCGACGUUCGUGCACCUGCGUAUAUACAUGCAUUCCGUACGAUAAACGCGUCUCGCCGUUUAGCAUUCGCUUACUCAGAACUGCAGGACUUGACGUAAAAAGAACAAGUGCAAGCUUUAUCGUACCGCGAGCCAUUCGAAUU
Molecule: messenger RNA, 757 nt
Organism: Nylanderia fulva
Lineage: Eukaryota; Metazoa; Arthropoda; Insecta; Hymenoptera; Formicidae
Source: RefSeq, a predicted model, not a curated record